Bolinopsis microptera is the source of this 720-nucleotide messenger RNA. RefSeq lists its product as uncharacterized. The transcript has a single exon. Bases 1 to 720 code for a protein of 239 amino acids. The record is from RefSeq and is a predicted model, not a curated record. Gene Ontology annotation, molecular function: carboxylic ester hydrolase activity. NCBI's taxonomy places the organism in Eukaryota, Metazoa, Ctenophora, Tentaculata, Lobata, Bolinopsidae.
AUGGAUUACAAUGUGAAAGAGCCGUUUUUAUUACCCCAAUUCCCUCAAGACAUUCCUGAUCAGGCAAACAGAAGUGGACGGGUGGAGCUGAUUCUCUCAAAUACUGCGCAAGAAAACGCCUUCUGGUGGAUAUUUUACGAGUCCAAUAUAGUCGAGUCAUGGACGUCAGUGGAGGAACUGUUGAGGGGACGUCUUAAAACCUUUUUAGGCGAAGAUAACGAAACUUUACUCUCAGAUAUAAAGGAGAAGUAUAGGUUUGGACUGCACAGCGAGGAGUGGGGGCCCCAGAAAUUCUGGGACACUCUCACCACAGACAUCAGAGCAACCUGUCCCAUGAACAAGCUAGCAGAGAGGUUGAACACAAGCCCCCACUUGGAUGUGUACAGACUCUAUAUAGAACACAGCUCCAGCUCUGUUUUAGACAACGGGGCGAGGUGGGGAGCCUGGCAUGGUUGGGACACUGAGGCUAUGUUCGGGUUCAAAUACUACCGGGGCACAUACUACAAUGUGACUUCUAAACAUGACUGGGAAUUAGCUGAUCAGUUGAGAGCUUUAACUAAACAGUUUGCUAAAGGUGAAACAGAGACUUGGUCUGGGACAGACAGUAUAUAUCUCAAUAAUGAAAUGCCAUGGAGGGAAAGUAGGCCCGAUAGGCCUCAGCAUGAUUUCUGUGAUUUCUGGAGCACAAACGGCUUUGACGGGUGGGGCUGGCAAAAUUAA